Messenger RNA from Homalodisca vitripennis (glassy-winged sharpshooter), 1320 nucleotides. RefSeq lists its product as uncharacterized. The record is from RefSeq and is a predicted model, not a curated record. Lineage: Eukaryota; Metazoa; Arthropoda; Insecta; Hemiptera; Cicadellidae. The coding region runs from base 474 to 1292 and encodes 272 amino acids. The transcript has 6 exons.
GUGAAAAACGAGUAUUAAACUGGUUUGGAAAUUGUGAUGGCUGCUUUAAUAUAAGUGAAGUGAUACACUAUUAAGUGUAGAAGAGAUUUCUAAAUUUGUGUUAAUACUUUUAAGUUCAGAGAAUUAGUGCCUGACUAAGGUUCCGCAUCAAUGAUUUCAUUCUGACUGCUGGUUCAGAGUCAGAACUGGUUUAAUAAACAGUUUAUACCGGUGAAUAAAUUUGUUUACUCAAAUUUCUAAUUUAUUUUUAGGAUCUGAUAUGAAAUGAACAGAUAUAGUAAACAGUGAAUCAAAACAUUUAUAUUGGGCCUGUGACUUUCAAGACUAUGUGAUAGCUUGGACUAUUUUGCCUCACAACCAGUCAUACUUAUCAGUAAUAUAUACAUCAAAUAAAUCCGUUAUUGACUCGAAUAGAGUGGUCUAUCACAAUUAUUGUUACUGAUGAUCACCCAAUUUUUAAGUUGGGUAAAGUUAUGGACAAAACCAAAUACAAUGAAUCUCUCAGAAGUGAAAUGAGACCAGUGGGCUGCAGUGGACAGAGAGGCUGCCCCGCCCCAGUUCCCCGUGUACGGGUGGAGAGGGUGGAGGGCGGGCUCUUAGUGGCGGGGGUCCAGAUAGCUUCCACCUGUCAAGUGGCUCUUCCUGUCUCAGCCAUCAUAUUUUUAGUCAUCGGCUCGAUUAUCACAGUGAUCGCGUACCAAGGUCAGACACCAGAGGAGGACCAUGAAGCUUAUGUCCUGAGAGUGUCCAACAGUACGAACUCACGAGUGCUCGGACCUGUCUGCUUGGCCAUCGCUCUACUCAUGAUGCUUGCGGGCAUGCUUGUCUGUCUGCUUGUCAAGUAUGCUCACAGCAAGGAACAGAAGGUCUGUUUCCAUUGUCCUAUUCAUGGUGACUUCUUCCCCAUCAUCCCAGUGCCUGUCAGUGCAGUGACACGGCACAGGUCCAGACUGUUCCGCAGGCAGAGCUCUCCUGGAGCUCCACCAGAGCCUCCACAGUGCCCCUACAGUAACCUGCUCUCAGCUCGCAACUCUGUCUCCAGUGGAGGUUCCUGUCCUGUUCCGAAGCCUUUUGUAAUCAACAAUUCCCUAAAAUGCGUGGAGUAUUUUUGGCCAUUGACUGUGACCCAUGACAUUGCCAGUUUUCCUGCUUCUCGUACACCUUCUCCAACUCCCAUCAACACUAUUACAGAUUCAGAGAUCAGAGAUUCAAAGCCUAUGUUGUCUACUGCCCUUCCAGAAGUCACGUUGGUGGCCCCUGCUACAGUCACGCAACCUCAGGCGGAACAUUGAAUCUUGGACCACUUAUGGGCUGAACUGA